Molecule: messenger RNA, 976 nt
Organism: Diabrotica virgifera virgifera (western corn rootworm)
Lineage: Eukaryota; Metazoa; Arthropoda; Insecta; Coleoptera; Chrysomelidae
Product: polygalacturonase-like
Exons: 3
Coding region: 1-630 (209 amino acids)
Biological process (GO): pectin catabolic process
Cellular component (GO): extracellular region
Molecular function (GO): polygalacturonase activity
Source: RefSeq, a predicted model, not a curated record
AUGAUUUCCUCGAUACUUUUGCUAUUUUCAUUACUAGUACUAGCAUCCGGUACUUCAAUACUGCCGGCAACCAACAAUACACAGGAAGUUGGCCUUUCUUGUAAUAUCAAAGCAUACUCACAAGUAGAGGCUGUACUGAAAUAUUGCACUAAUAUUAUUUUAAGCAACGUGGAAGUACCUAGUGGAAAAUCGUUAAACUUACAUUUAAGAGAUGGUUCAACUUUGACUGUCAGAGGUUCACUUUUCCAUGGUCAUGGUGAGAAAUACUGGGACGGUCACGGAGGUAGUGGCGGUGUUACCAAACCAAAGCUGCUACAAAUCGCAAACGUCAAUAAUGGCCAUUUCAGCAACGUCCACUUAAAAAACUGUCCACUGUUCUUUACUGGUAUAACAAAGGUUAAGGAUUUGACACUAGAUGGUUGGAAUGCUGAUUGUUCUGAAGGAGAUAAAAUAUUGUACAACAAGGUGUAUACGUUUAAAUGGACUACGGCAAUAAUGGCCAUCCCAAUAGUAACACAGCUGUUAAAGGACUCAAAUUGUCACACGUUACUGGAACCGUUUCAGGAAACUCAGCUAGACCAUAUACUACAUUGUAUGUGGGAACAAGUGUUCAGACUGGACCUUCAAUGAUGUUCACGUGACAGGGGGAGGUGUCAAAAGCUCAUGUAAUUAUAAGCCAUCCGGAUUUAAUUGUUAGAUAAUCGGAUAAUGAAUAAAUUAGGAAGUAUACUAAAAUCACAAUCAAGAAGCACUAGAAAUAAGCAAACGAAGACACGUUAAAUGAGCACUCCGGAAUCAUGAUUUACAAUGUAUAUAUUUUGUAAAUCAUGAUUUGGGAGUGCUUCUCGUAGCAUUUAACGUGUCUUUGUUUGUUUAUUUCUAGUGCAUCUUGAUUGUGAUUUUAGUAUAGAUAUAUGUAAUAUAUUAUUAUACUAUUGUAGCGUUUUAUUUAAAUAAAACUCACGGUUCGGAUUUA